CGAGUGUGCUGUCGGGCAAAAGGGUCUUCAACGUCGUCUGCCUCGUCGUGCGCAAACUAUGGCAUCCACACUCACGCGCUCGCUCGGCUUCUCGUCGCUCCGAGUGGCCAGCUCUUCGUCUGUAACAGCAGCGAAAUGCUCAACGCACCACGUCCUCAAAAGGACCUUCUCCGUGUCCUCGCCCGCUCUCGCUCGACGGACUAAAAGUGUCAUGGAAGAGUACCUCACAGACGACGACUUGUUCACUCUCAUGACUGAGCAAGAGAACGUGACGGAUAGUCCUGUAUUGGGCCACAAAAUGUUGCAAGCGCAGAGAGAGGUCUUGCAUUAUAUGAGGCUGAUCGAGCACGAAAUGCCAAAGCUUGUUGCCUACCGCCAACCUUUUAUCCCACCUUCUUCCCAAGAAACACCACUCGUCGUCCGCUCAAUCGAGUACCUUGGCGAAUACCACCCCGCUGCCUCUAAACGCAGCAUCACCGUUGCAGUGGACUCUCUCCCCCUCAAGGACGCCAAAGCUAUCCAUAAAUUCAAACUGAUCGCCGGGCCGCGCUGGACUCCCAACCCUCCCAAAGACGCGGGCGUCUGUGAGCACGAAGUAUGGCAGAACGGGAAUGGGUACUUUAAAAUCUCUUGCGACACCUUUUCGAGUCCGGAGAUGAACGCGAAAUGGGCGAGUGAUGCGUUGGAUAGGUUGAUUAAAGAGGCGAAUGAGGGACAAGAGUCGUUUGAGGGCCUUCCGCUUGAUUUGCGUCAUGUCUAUUCGCGAAGCCGGAAAGCGAAGAAGGGAGACCAUCUCCGCAACCGACCUCUGAACCCCGUCUCUGUCAAGGAUUUCCCCAAGGAAUGGCUCCCUCAGUCUCAGCCAGAGGCGCAGACUCAGGCCACAACCCAAGCUUAA
This is a messenger RNA of Coprinopsis cinerea okayama7#130, 898 nucleotides long. RefSeq lists its product as hypothetical. The transcript has 3 exons. Gene Ontology annotation, biological process: mitochondrial translation. Lineage: Eukaryota; Fungi; Basidiomycota; Agaricomycetes; Agaricales; Psathyrellaceae. The record is from RefSeq and is a predicted model, not a curated record. Gene Ontology annotation, molecular function: structural constituent of ribosome. Bases 59 to 898 code for a protein of 279 amino acids. Gene Ontology annotation, cellular component: mitochondrial small ribosomal subunit.